This is a messenger RNA of Hordeum vulgare subsp. vulgare (domesticated barley), 1040 nucleotides long. RefSeq lists its product as uncharacterized. The record is from RefSeq and is a predicted model, not a curated record. The coding region runs from base 112 to 882 and encodes 256 amino acids. Lineage: Eukaryota; Viridiplantae; Streptophyta; Magnoliopsida; Poales; Poaceae. The transcript is spliced from 7 exons.
CAACGAACUGAGAAUGCAGGUGGCGUGUCAGCUGGAAGGCCUCACACACCCGGAUGUGAUCAUGCGACAAUGGCAGCCUUCUGAGCCGCAUGGAAGCGAGGCAAACCGCUAAUGGCGCCCAGCCUAACUACCAGGCCGUCCCCCCUUCCCUCUCCUCGCCUCUCCGUCCCGAAGAGCCAUCGCCCCCUCCUCGGCGUGAGGUGCGGCUCCGGCUCGCCCGGAAGUGGCGACGACGGCGCACCGCCGGUCGUCAGGGCGGCGGUUAGCGCCGUCACCGAGCUCCUCAGGGCCUUCUCUCCCAAGAAGCCAAGCCCAGCUGUUGAAGCCGUCGACGCAGAGUCGGAGUCGCCUCGCAGCGUCGACGACGUGGUUGCCGUUCUUGAAGCCGACUACCGGCGUGCUUAUUUCCUUACUGGGAACUUCACUUUGGGCAUAUAUGCUGAAGAUUGCUUGUUUGAAGAUCCGACGAUAAAGUUCCGUGGAAGGUCUAGAUACUCCCAGAAUCUAGAUUUGCUAGUACCCUUCUUCGACAGCCCUUCGCUCCAACUUGAAAAUAUAGACAAGCCCGCGCUUUUUGGCUGCUCGCUGCAACUUCUGAAAACAUGCAUGCAGGGCUUGAGGGUCGACACGAAGUUUAUCAUAGCAUCAUGGACGUUAAGGACAUAUCUGAGGCUCCCAUGGAGGCCCCUCAUCGCCAUAAGAGGGAACACAACCUACGAUUUAGAUGAAGAAUAUAAGGUCGCACUACGUUUCAGGUCGUUAGGCACGCAGAGAGUUGGGACGUCUCUGCAUUGGAGGCGAUCGGACAGUUAUUCGUCUCGGCUCCGAAGCAAAAGGGCAGCUGAGCUGACAAGUGAACCUUGGCCACCUGACAAUCUAUAAUAUCACGAAACUCAUGAUUACGCUUGUGUACUUGUCUAAUUCUGCACUUAUAGAUACUAGAUAAGCGGAUAAGGAUUUUUAAAGUGCAACAAAUGGUGAUGCGUUAUGAACGAUUUUGAAAGCGAACACCGAUGAUAAAUAACCAUUUAGAUUCCUUA